UCACUCUACGGCAGCAGAAAGGGCGUUACAUAUUUUGUGGUCUUGUUUGUGCAUCUGUACUGCCCGGAGACACAAAUUUGCCACCAACUCUGCUUUUGUACGAUCUAGACCGACCAUGGAGGGAGUUAAGCGGACGCCGCUAGCGGUCCGAGACGCGUACUUGCUUGAGUUCGUCCGCCACCCCGACCGCCGCGGCCAUCUUGAGGAACUGUACAACGAGACGAAGUACCCCCCAGGUGUGAUCCAGCACUGGGCCCAGGUCACCUGCUCAACGUCUUACCGUAACGUCUUGAGGGGACUGCACUGUUCCACGUACGGGAAACUCGUGACGUGUGUGGCAGGCCGUAUCUAUGACGUAGUGGUGGACCUGCGCGUGACGUCGCCGACCUAUCUCCGCUGGUCCGCCGCCAUCCUCAGCGACGACAACCGCCGUCAGAUGUACAUCCCGCCGAACUGCGCACACGGCUUCUACACCCUCGGGGAGAGAAACACCGUGGUGUACUGCCAAGGAGGAGUGUACGCGCCGGCUUCGGAGAGAGACCUGCUCUGGUCCGAUCCGGUAGUGAAUGUGUACUGGCCUCUCAAGACGGGGAUCACGCCCGUUCUCUCAGACAAGGACCUUUCCGCGCCUCGCCUAGACGAGAACGAAGUUCAAGUUAAUCCACUUAGACAGAGGUACCUGGUCAUUGGUGCAUCCGGCCAAGUGGGCGGGGCCCUCAUGGAGGCACUACGUCACCGCUCGAAGGAGAUCGUUGCCAUAGGAACGUAUGAUUCUCAUCCACAGGAGGGGAUGAUACCGUUCAGCCUAGAAGAGGCGGGAAGAUCUGAGGACGUGUGUAAGGACCUUCUGACUAUGGUUCGCCCGUCGGUGGUCAUCAUUUGCGCGGCCUUCACGUGGACUGACGGCUGCGAGAGAGCACCAGAGAAGGCUCAACUCGUCAACUGCACCGCGGUAGUGAAUCUCGCCCACUGCACUAAAGCCAUCAACUCCAAAGUGGUGUUCUACUCGACCGACUACGUGUUUCCCGGCAGCGAGGAGGAUGGCAUCCCUGCCGGCGGUUACAGCGAGUCGAGCCCGUGUAAGCCACUUCAGACGUACGGUGAAACCAAGUGUCGCGCCGAGCAGAAGCUACUAACUGUCCAUCCGCAGGCGCUAAUCCUCAGAACCUCCACCGUGUUCGGUCCUGAGGAACAAGGGAAAAACUUCGUGUACCAGCUUGUCUCCAACAUGGCGUCGGGAAAGGGCAUGGUGGUCACCGACAUCAAGGUCACGCCCACCUACAACAGGGACCUAGCAGCCAUGACCUUGAAGCUGAUUGAACAAGGUUGUUCCGGGAGGUAUCACGUGGUGGGAGACGAAGUCAUGACCAAGGUAGAGUUCGCUACACGCGCGGCGCGCUGCCUGGGCAUGGACGCGUCCAAACUCCGCGUGACUGGGAACGUGAGCGGCGACAGUGGGUGCAAGAGGCCGAAGGACGCAGUUCUCUCUUCAGAGAAGAGGAAAGGGGAACUGCCAGGUUUCACAUGCAGAAACGUGGAAGAAGCCAUCGCCAACUGGCUAGAGCAAGGGGCCGGGAAACCGUUGAUGUCUUAGCCAUGACCCAAUCCAAAAAUCUUGCUGCUCACUCUUUGUUUUAGAAGAGAUCAACCUUUUUAUCAAAUUGCCCGGGUAUAUUUGCGUGACCAAAUGUGUUUUCAGUUUUAGAAAAUGUUUAAUAUUGGUCUACGUUUGUCAGUGGAUGGCGGCAGCAUAACUUUUCUAAGCUAACACGAAUCCAUUUUAAUACAAAGAAUGUUUUAUUAAAAUAUGUUCGCUCUAACUGUAAUUAGAUCAACCGAAUAUCCAAGAUUGUGAUUUUAAUGUCCAUAGUGAAUUGUACAAGUAUUUUAAGAUGCAUAAUUAGAUCUAUCAACCAAAUGGAUAAUGUAGAUAGAAGAAUUAGUUGAGAAAAGUUAUUCUAAUUUGCGUCAGGCUACAAACUAGCGUGUUGAUUCUAGGAUAUACAAAGAGAUUCGAAUAUGCAAGAGAAGAAAGAAAAACAAACUUUGAGCUUCCUUUGUACUUGGGUUUAGGUCAGAUUUCCAAAACGGGGUCGGUCGGGCUAUUGAACAAAAAAUAAA
This is a messenger RNA of Branchiostoma belcheri (Belcher's lancelet), 2121 nucleotides long. RefSeq names its product spore coat polysaccharide biosynthesis protein SpsK-like. The record is from RefSeq and is a predicted model, not a curated record. Gene Ontology annotation, molecular function: dTDP-4-dehydrorhamnose 3,5-epimerase activity. The transcript is spliced from 2 exons. Bases 116 to 1594 code for a protein of 492 amino acids. NCBI's taxonomy places the organism in Eukaryota, Metazoa, Chordata, Leptocardii, Amphioxiformes, Branchiostomatidae.